AUGUUGUUCAUAUAUCCUCUAUUCCUUAUUCUCAUUGUCGAAUUAUUUUUACCACACUCCAACUUGAGUUUUUUUUUUCUUGUGAGAAGUGAAAAAAAAAAGAAUUCAUUUUUUAACAGAAUAAUCCCAAAGAAUAGUCCAAACCUUUUUAUCAACAGUACAUAUGCAAGAGUAAAGAAAAAUGAUUUAAAAGGAAGAAUUUGGACGGGGAAUGAACAAAAUAGUAAUAAUCAAUGUGAUGACAAGGAAUAUCGCCAAACUUUUUUGAGGACAAGCAAGAAGGGAAAAUGUACCAGUAUAAGUGGGAGCAUUUUCAUUUUACGUGAGAAAAAAGACAGCACCAAUGAGCUUCCCAACUCAAAUAAAAAUUCGAACGAAAGUUCGAAGCAGAAUGUUCAUCUUAAUGGAGAAUUGUUAAGAGCACAAGAAGGAACCGUGUCAAACUUCCCACCAAACAUUUUUAAAAGUAAUGGACCCACUGAUGAAUUGAAAGAACAGGAGAAUCCAAAUGAUCACGCGAAAAGAAAGUCAAGUCGUGGGAUUGGAGAUGAAAAGAUGGAAAGUAAUAAAGAUCUUGUGGAAGAAAGCGUGAAAAGAAUAAAGGGAGAAUAUUAUGAUGUGGAAAUAUGUGAACUACUGUCCAAAAGUUUCUUGUCUUAUGCAAAUUUUUUAAUUUUAAAUAGAUGCUUGUGUGAUUACAGAGAUGGGUUAAAAACAGUACAGAGAAGAAUAAUUUGGAGUAUGUAUGAAAUAAAUAAAGGUAUUGAUAAAAGAAGUUAUAAAAAAUGUGCAAGGAUUGUUGGAGAAGUUAUAGGGAAAUAUCAUCCACACGGAGAUAAAAGUGUAUAUGAUGCUUUAGUACGAUUAGCUCAAAAACAUCAUAAUAAUAAUUUAUUAAUAAACGGUUAUGGAAACUUUGGAUCAGUAGAAUACAAUGCAGCAGCCAUGAGAUACACAGAAGCAAGAAUUUCAAAUUUCUGUUAUGAUGUAUUACUAGAUGAAAUAAAUGAUGAAAAUAUUGAAUAUGUAAGAAAUUUUGAUGGUAAUGAAAUAGAACCAAAAGUAUUAUGUAGCAAAAUUCCACUUCUACUAAUUAAUGGAUGUUCUGGUAUUGCAGUAAGCAUAUUAAGUAAUAUCCCAUGCCAUAAUUUAAUAGAUGUAAUUAACUGCACCAUUAGCUUCUUAGUUAAUUCAAACAUUACAGAAGAUCAAUUAUCUGAUAUUAUUAAAGGUCCCGAUUUUUCUACUGGUGGAAUUAUUGUUAGUAAACAAAGUGAACUAAAAAAUAUUUACCAUACAGGAAAAGGAAAUAUAGAAAUAAGGAGCAAUGUUUUUUUUGAAUAUAUGAAGAAUAAUAAACUUUAUACAAACCACAUAAAUGAUUUUGCCUCAUUACAUUCAUCAGAUGUGGAUAAUAAGGGAAGUAAAAAAUUAAUAAUAAAAAAUUUACCUCCAAAUGUUAAACCAAAUGAAUUAAUUGAAAGUAUCAUAAAUGUACUAAAUGAGAGGAAAAAUGAACAUGAUAAUAUACUCGUCAAAAUACUUGAUGAAAGUGAAAAGGAAGACAUGAGAAUUGUGCUUGAACUAAGAAAACAUAGUCAGCUGGAACAAAUUCAAAAUUUCUUAUCAUUCAUUUUUAGAUACACACAAAUGCAAAUUACUUAUCAUUGUAAUUUUGUGUGUAUUGGACAUAAGAACAGUUAUACCCAAUUUUCUUUAAAAUCUUUUAUUCAAUUAUGGUGUGAAAAUCGAAUAAAAUUUAUUAAAAAAAAUCUACAAAUAAAAAAUCAAAACUUGCUAAAGGAUCAGAACAUAAUAGAAUUAUACAUUCUUAUACAAAAAAAAAUUGUAGAAAUAAUUUCCUUUUUUCAAAAAAAUAAAAAUAUUGAAGAAAUCAAAAACUUCCUCAAAAACAAUUUUCAACUUAAUGAUUAUCAAAUUCAGCAUAUCCUCUCGAUGAAAAUACAAAAAUUGAUAAAUAUUAAAAAUGUCGAUUUUGAAACACAAAAAAAUAAAAUUAUUGCACAAAUCAGAAAAAAUGAAGAACUUAUUGCCAACCUAAGCAGAAUUAAGGCUCUUAUCAUACAAGAAUUAAUUUAUAUAAAAAACAAAUAUGGCAUAAAUCAUUUAACAAAACAGGUUUCUCCGCAGUCUGUUAAGUAUAAGUAUACCUAUAUAAAUCACACAUCUCUUACGAAAAACCAAGAUUUUAGGAGGAGCAAAAUUGAUUCUUCAUCUGUUCAUCUAUGGGAUGUCCCAAUUUCAUUUCAAGAAAACAGCGAAGAUAUCGCAUAUCGAUCUAUUCUAAAUGGAGAGAACUUAUCAAAAAUUAAUGAUUCUCACAAUCCACAUGAGGAGGAAAAGGAAAAUAAAACUUAUUUUUAUACUUUACCAAAUGAACAGAACCAAGGUCAAGGGGAUCACGACGAGAGUGCUUCCCCCUCAUAUGCAGGUCACAUGAAGGAGAAAAAAAAUGAAAAAAAGAAGACAGAAGAAAAAGUGCACUAUAGGAAUACAUACAUAGAUUCAAUGCACACAAACGUCGAAGGUGUAUACAACAAUGAUCAUGUACUGAUUUUAAUUACCUAUGGGGGGUAUGUAAAGAAGAUAAAGAUUAUCGAAAAGUUGAAAAAUCACCUGAAUAACACCAUUAAGUUGUCUAAUGUGAAAUAUAUUUUAAAAGAAAAUGAGGAAAAACUCAAUGAGGGAAUGCGACAAAAAAUUGGAGAACAAAUCAGUACAUACCCAAAUGAUGAAACUAGUCUUAUCAACAUCACAGAAAAUGGAGAAAAUCUAGGUGAAGAAAAAAUCAACAGUAGUUACAGAAGCAAUAGCUAUAAAAUAAAAAAAAGUAUUUUAUGUCGAAAUAGAGAUAAACUACUUCUGACGGAUAAUCAUAAUAAGGCUUAUAUUCUUAACGUGUGUAACCUGCAUCCCUCCUCCUAUGAUUCCAAGGGAACACCAAUUAAUCAAAUCAUUAACAGCGCAAAGAACAUUACUGGGAUAACGAAAUUUGAAGAAGAUAAAAAAUACCUUAUUGUUUGUAGCGAAGAUGGGAAGAUGAAAGUGAUAAACAAUGAUUUAUUUUUGAAGAAGAAAAAAAAAGGUAUCAAACUUUUUAAAAAUAAGAAAAAUAUACAUUUCAGCUAUUGCAAUUUUAGUGACAAUUGUAUCGUGGGUACUAGGAGCGGAUAUAUAAUACAAUUCCCAUUGUCCAAUUUUAAAAUAUCCAAAAAAAAUUCAUUGGGAAAUAAAUGUAUAAAUUUAGGGAAAAACGACAAAGUUGUGGACCUUUUGACAUAUAAGAGCGAUGAAAAUUUUUUGAAAAAUUUCAAAAUCAUCUUUCUUUCAAAAGCAGGAUAUGGAAAAAUGAUUAAUUUGGAUGAGUUGAAGAUACAGAAGAAAAAAGGAAAGGGUUAUAAAAUUAUGAAAUUUAAAAAGGAGAAAAAUAAGAUCCUCACGAAUAAUGACUUACCUUUAUCUUCUUCUCAUGAUGGAAUAAAAAAACGCGAAGAAAUAGAAGGAACGGAAGGAAUGAAAGGAAUCACAGAUGACAACAUCGAAAUGGUGCAACCAUUAGGAAAUGACAUGAGCACAAAGAAAAAACAAUGUGGGAAAAAAAAUUCCGCACAAAACACAGAUACGGAUGAGUUUCUCGGAUUUAAAUUAUAUGAUAUGACAAAAAAGAAAGACAGCGAUUUACUCAUCAUGAUUACCGACCAUGCUGUUCUUAUUCGAAAAAAUAUCUCCUUAUUAAAGAAAAAAAAUAGGAAGCAUUCAUUGCAGAUUUACGCCAAGUUGAGUAAGCUAAACAGACUCGUUUACUUUGAUAUUAUGUAA
This is a messenger RNA of Plasmodium gonderi, 3840 nucleotides long. Its product is annotated as DNA gyrase subunit A. Lineage: Eukaryota; Apicomplexa; Aconoidasida; Haemosporida; Plasmodiidae. The record is from RefSeq and is a predicted model, not a curated record. Gene Ontology annotation, biological process: DNA topological change. The transcript has a single exon. Gene Ontology annotation, cellular component: DNA topoisomerase type II (double strand cut, ATP-hydrolyzing) complex. The coding region runs from base 1 to 3840 and encodes 1279 amino acids. Gene Ontology annotation, molecular function: DNA binding; DNA topoisomerase type II (double strand cut, ATP-hydrolyzing) activity; ATP binding.